UCGAUUGUAAAAAAAAUUAUAGUAGUUUCAUUGAUUUUAUACAUUUUUACAAAAAAGAAAAAGUAUUAUGAAAAUAUUUUAUAUGCUUUUGUUACUAUCUACAUUCAUACUGUUCACUGAAUCAAAAUUAAAUUCAAAAAGAAACACUGAUAUAUUAAAAAGUCUCCUUGAAAAUGAUGGAUGGAAUAAUUUAAAAGAUGUGACUUGUAUUGAAUAUUUCAAGAAAUUUUAUUAUUCGGAAAUUUUUUUACAUGAAUAUGAUACUUCUAAAACUGACAAACAAAUUCGCUUAACGACUAUUUACUUAACAUGUUCAUAUGUAAAAGAUUUGAAAAUACUAUAUUUUAUAUUUAAACAAUUUGGACAACAUUGUAAAAGCUUGAUUAACAAUAGAAAUCCAUUAAAAAUUGCAUAUAAUUGUGCUUUAAAGUUAUUGAACAUUUUACAAAAAUUAUCAUUAUUAGCAACAUUAAUGAAAGAAACACUUUAUUUAUUGGACUAUAUGCAUACUAAUCCAUUGAUAAAUAAAAAAAGAUAUAAUUAUUUAAUAGACAAAACAUUAUUAAAUAUAGAAAAAUUUAAUAGCGAUUCAAAAUGCUUUAUUCCUAAGGAAAAUGAUUCAAAAAGCAUAAAAUAUUUUUUAAACUCUAUUUUUUAUUUUUUUACUGUUAUAGAUAAUGACACUAUAAAACAUUAUAAGAACUAUUGCAAAUUUGUACCUUUUAAUAUAGCAUCAUUAUGGCAUGAAUGGAGUAAUAAAUAUAAAUAUAAAAUUAAUAAUGACAAAACUUUGCAGUACGACAAUUAUCUAUGUCAAAAAGUUGAUUUAAGAAUUAAUUCCAUAAUUAUAAACAAAUUUUAUAAACUAGGAUUUCAGUAUGAUCAAAAUAUCCAACAAGUUGGUAUACCUUUACCAGAUGAAUAUUGUACUGACGAUUUAAAAUUGUUCACAAAACCCAAUAAAAUUUCUGAAACAAUUCAAAACGAAUCGCGUACAAAAGAAUCGAAUAUUAUAUCUGGCACCAAUGAAGAACCACAGCUUAUCGAUUUUCUUGGACAAGGAUUAAAUCCAGAUAUUUCAGAGCCAAUGGAAACUGACGAAAAUAGGGAGAUGUAUAUCAAGUUCCUUUAAUUGAUAAUUUUAUGUGUAAUUGUCAAUUUAUUAAAUUAUGAUUAUAUAAUUAUUUUCAAUUGAAUGUAUUAAUAAAUCAAUUUGUUAACUGGGGUGUCUA
This is a messenger RNA of Daktulosphaira vitifoliae (grape phylloxera), 1232 nucleotides long. RefSeq lists its product as uncharacterized. NCBI's taxonomy places the organism in Eukaryota, Metazoa, Arthropoda, Insecta, Hemiptera, Phylloxeridae. The record is from RefSeq and is a predicted model, not a curated record. The transcript is spliced from 4 exons. Bases 68 to 1132 code for a protein of 354 amino acids.